Pneumocystis murina B123 is the source of this 633-nucleotide messenger RNA. RefSeq lists its product as hypothetical. The record is from RefSeq and is a predicted model, not a curated record. The coding region runs from base 1 to 633 and encodes 210 amino acids. Gene Ontology annotation, cellular component: nucleus; cytosol. Gene Ontology annotation, biological process: chaperone-mediated protein complex assembly; protein folding. The transcript is spliced from 4 exons. Gene Ontology annotation, molecular function: Hsp90 protein binding; protein-folding chaperone binding. NCBI's taxonomy places the organism in Eukaryota, Fungi, Ascomycota, Pneumocystomycetes, Pneumocystales, Pneumocystaceae.
AUGUUGAUAGAUGAAGUCAAACGGACACCUAGCUUAAAGAAGAUUCGGGUAAAAAAAAUUUCAGGCAUUAUGAUUCAAACUACACCUGAAGUGAAAUGGGCGCAACGUUCAUCAUCAUCGGAUCCAGAAAAAAAUGUUUUAUAUUUAACAUUAGUAGUGCCAGAUGUUUCUGAUCCAGUAGUUAAUAUAACAGAAACUACGUUGACACUUGAUGCAUUGACUAAAGAUGGCAGCAUUAAAUAUUGUUUGACAUUAUAUUUUUAUAAGGAUGUAGAGCCAGAGAAUUAUAAGUUAUAUCGUACAGAUCGUUGUUUAGCUCUUACAAUUCGUAAGAAAGAGGCAGAUGAGAAGUAUUGGCCUCGAUUGAUUCAAUCGUCGGACAAAUUUGGAUAUAUUCGUACUGAUUUUGACAAGUGGGUGGAUGAGGAUGAGCAGAAUGCACGUCCUGGUGAUGAUUUUUCGUCUCAAUUUGGGGGAAUGGGUGAUUUUGAUUUUAACAAGUUUUCAGAUGGAAUUGGUUCUGAAAAUAUGCCAAAAUUAGAUGAUAUCGAUUCAGAUGAUGAUAGCGAUAUUGAAGAGGAUUCUAUUAAAGAUGAUUCGAAUGAGGAUGUAGUAUCUAUGGAUAAAGAUUAA